Molecule: messenger RNA, 909 nt
Organism: Scylla paramamosain (green mud crab)
Lineage: Eukaryota; Metazoa; Arthropoda; Malacostraca; Decapoda; Portunidae
Product: ESCRT-I complex subunit tsg101-like
Exons: 2
Coding region: 1-909 (302 amino acids)
Molecular function (GO): nucleic acid binding; zinc ion binding
Source: RefSeq, a predicted model, not a curated record
AUGGUUCUUACUGAGCUUAUGUCCCAUAUACGAAACAAUGGUGAGUUGGAGGAUAGGGACCUGAUCAUAGAAUACCGGGAGGUGUUUGCGUCAGCGCUCAGACUCGCUGACAGGCUCGUCGCCUCCAAGCAGCGCGAGGCAAAGGUUGCCUCGUGCGGACGAGGAGUCAGUGCUCUGCCAGAGACCAUAGACAGACACUGGGAGGAGGUCUGUCAGGGCUCUGAGUGCUGGAGGGAUUGGUGGAAUUCAGGUAGGCCGAAACAACUGCGGCACGCCCCUGAGCUCACCAUUCUGCCCACCCAGCCAGGCAAUCGAACACCACCGGAGGCUACUCCCAGCAGUACAUCAGUAGCCGAACCCCCACCCCCACCUCCGCCCUCCUCUACACCUGUCUCCCUUCCUACAAGUUCCGGCUUAAACACCUCCACCUCGCAGACACACAGUACUGCAACCUCCACACAGAACCAAACCCACACCAAUACCUUGCCAGCAGUACCACCGACCCCCCCGGCAACACCAGUACCACCGACCCCCCAGCAACACCAGCACCAGCCCCAGCCCCAGCAGCCCCGGCUUCCUCCACGAGCACCGCUGGCAACACCACCACCAGGAAAAGAAAAGUAUAAAAAAAAGAACCGGAACAGCGAGGUCAGAGGAGCCUCUACCACCCAGGGGGCCGUCCCCUCAAGGAGACAGACCCCAGCCAAACCCACGCAGAUUUGCCGGUACUGCAAUCGGAAGGGCCACAGUACUGAAGACUGCCACACCAGGACUGCUGAGUUGAGGCAGGAGCGACUGCUACGGCAGGUCCUCUCGGAGGGGGGAUACUUAGCCGCUGCCUCCCCAUCAGUAACACCACACUUGCAGCCCUUUCCGCAGUCUCGCCCGUUUUUCAGCUCAGCCUGUUAA